Alligator sinensis (Chinese alligator) is the source of this 5454-nucleotide messenger RNA. It is a transcript of the gene ENPP5, whose product is annotated as ectonucleotide pyrophosphatase/phosphodiesterase 5 (putative). Lineage: Eukaryota; Metazoa; Chordata; Crocodylia; Alligatoridae. The transcript is spliced from 3 exons. The record is from RefSeq and is a predicted model, not a curated record. Bases 10 to 1413 code for a protein of 467 amino acids.
GAGGGAAAUAUGACUUCUAGGAUGGCUGUAAAUUGCUGCUGGAGAUUCUGGGCAGUUUGUAUGCUGACUUUUCCCAGCACUUUUUCUCUCCAGGAGGAACAACCCAGAGUAUUACUGGUAUCUUUUGAUGGAUUUCGAUGGGAUUACAUCAAUAGAGUGCCAGCUCCCCACUUCCAUUAUGUCAUGAAAAAUGGUGUUCAUGUGAAACGGGUCACUAAUGUGUUCAUUACAAAAACCUAUCCUAAUCAUUAUACAAUGGUGACUGGCCUUUAUGCAGAGAGCCAUGGCAUAGUUGCUAAUGAAAUGUAUGAUCCUAUCCUGAACAGAACAUUCUCUAUGAACCACAUGGACAUUUAUCAUGCACAGUUCUGGGAAGAGGCCUGUCCAAUAUGGGUCACAAACCAGAUGGAGGGACACAGAAGUGGAGCUGCUAUGUGGCCAGGAACGGAUGUAAGAAUACAUGGAGUCCUUCCUACACAUUAUAUGAUUUACAAUGAGUCUGUUUCAUUUGAAGAUCGAGUUUCCCAUCUUAUUGAUUGGUUUACAUCUGAAAACCCCAUCAACUUUGGUCUCUUGUAUUGGGAGCAGCCUGACGAAAUGGGGCAUAUAUUGGGCCCGGAAAAUCCACUUAUGCGAGUAGUCAUUAACGAGACUGAUGCCAAGCUGGGACAUCUUGUGUCGGAACUAAAGAAAGCAAAGUUAUGGGACACAGUGAAUAUCAUAAUCACAAGUGACCAUGGAAUGGCACAGUCUUCCUCCAAAAGGCUUAUAGAGCUUGACCAGUACGUGGAUAGAGAGUGGUAUACAAUGGUUGACCAUUCUCCUGUGGUCGCUAUUCUGCCAAAAGAAGGUAAACUGGAUGAAGUGUAUGAAUCAUUGGUGAACGCACAUCCCAACAUGACUGUUUAUAAAAAGGAGGAAAUUCCAACUAGAUUACAUUACAAACACAACAGCAGAAUUCAGCCAGUCUUGGCAGUGGCUGACAUAGGAUGGGAAAUCGUAAAAAAUAAGACCGACCCAUUUCUGUUGGGGAACCAUGGAUAUGACAACACCCUACCAGAAAUGCACCCGAUCUUCUUGGCCCAUGGUCCUGCUUUUCGGAAAAAUGCCACCAAAGAAGCCAUGAAUAUGACAGAUCUGUACCCCUUGUUGUGCCACCUGCUUGGUAUCAAUCCAUUGCCAAACAAUGGAUCGUUCAGCAACGUGGAAGAUAUACUUGCUAGACCAGUUCCAAGAGAGCUUCAUCCUAGAGAUUAUGAAAAAGAGUCCUAUGCUUAUUUUAUUGGAGUGUCUCUUGGGACCAUUCUCAUUAUUGUGUUUCUUGUAGUUUUUAUGAAGCACUUAACCCACAGCCAAAUACCUACCAUACACGUGCAGCACACUGAAAUUGCCCAGCCCUUACUCCAAGGCUAGUCUAGAGUGCAAUUACUGGCAGGUAAUAGUUCUGGAAUAAUGCUUCAGUGCUCUUCUAAGCUAUUGGGGGCUUUAAAGAGGCUUGUUGAAACACUCUAGAAAAGGAUCAGCAGAAAUACAAGCAAAGUAAAAUAAGAAAAUGAAUGCUGAUCUACUGGUGCACUACAGUAAAUAUGCACUGGAGAUAUAUAUAUAGGAAGAGCAUAUCUCUUUUGCAUUCUACAACCACUUGGUCCUUGAGGGGUUAAGAAUCUUUAGGAGAACAUACAAAGCUGUGUAUGUACGUGUUUAGUAAAUUAGACCUUUUAGAUGCCUCCUCUUGCAUUAACAAUUUUAGGGAAAUUACUUUAGAUGCACUUUAUAGAAUAUUAUGUAGGAACUUUACUGAUUUCCUGAAUUUAUCAGUGCUUUCUUUAAAUCCAAAAGGUAACCUAACUCUUUUUAAAGUAAAACUAAUGUAAGGGAUUCACAGUGGAAGGACUGGAGGAUUAAAUGUUAUAAAAAUUGCUUCUAAAGCACAAAUACCACUAGAAUACAGUGUAUUUAAAGCCUUGCAAUUUUAAACAUUCUGCUUUGAAUGACAGCAACUGAAAUAUUUGCCUGUAUUCCAAUAAGAAUUAUCUUGUAAUAACCGGUUUCUGAUUUUUGAACCUGUACAUCCCAUCCCUAAGAUACAUCUUGGGCUUCAGUUACUCUGUUCACUUUCCCAGCUCACUAGAAUAUUAAAAUCCUAAGCAAUGAGCAAAUACCUGGUGGCAGUAUAAUAAUGUACUAAAAUAUACUGGGUUAAAUUUGUCAACCCACUAAUGUUCUUUUAAAGGCUUUUAAAGACACUUCUAUUCAAAUGAGAGCAGAAGUGUGUGAGCAGGGCCAGCAGUGUAUUUUUAAUUUUCUAGAUGCAGAUCUCUUACAAAAAAGGGAAGUAUUAAACAUUUGCUGAUCAUCAAUGAGUGCAAUUCCAUUAACAUCACUGGGGUCACGCCUGUUUGUCAGGAGGUAAAUUAACCUGCUGUAACCAGUGUCUUGUUUGACACAUCCAGGUUUGACCUUGUAAAUUUAAUCUUUAGCAUUUUCCCUGGAUUGGGCUCCUAAAUUGUGGAAUAGAUUUGACUUUGAAAUAGACUUCUAAAGCAAAUCAUAUUCUUAGAAUCGGAGAAAAGCACUUGUAACCUCUACACAGGCAAGAGAUUAUGACUUUCAGAUGAAGGUGCUUCAUGUAAAACUGUAUUAACCCUUUGAGUUAAACUCAACAAAAAUAUCGUACAAGUAUGCCUUCUGUUUCAGCACCAAAACAAUUAGGCUUUCUUUUGCUUAUGCCUUUGGUUGCAGAGGCAACAGGGGAAAGCUGAGAAGUUUUUGGAGGAGACUUGUCAAAUGAGCAAAACUACAUUUAGUUUCCUCAGCAUUGCUGUAUGAAUUGAAAUUUUUCUUUAAGCCCCAUUAUUCAGCAUGGGGUAUAAUAUUGUGAAUGACUCUUCAGCUGGGCUAGCCAGCUAACGAGGCAGGUUUCACAUGAAAAUAUUUGGUGCUUCCAAUCCUUUCUCUGACAACCUAGUUUAUUCCUUUUCUUAAAGGACAGCAAAUGUAAUUUUGCCUUUUGCUGUUAACAGGGCUUUGGGGGAUCAUCUGCAAGUUUGGAUCUGCAUAACUUAAUGACUAGAUAAAGUAAGUUCUCCACGUAAUUGCAGUAUGCUAAUAAUGCAGAUUGGGGGACUGAUGCCAGACUUUUAUAAAUUGAAUAUAAAAAUCAAACACAAUGCUUCAUUUAGCAAACUGAAUUUACCAGCCUAAUGCAUUCUUGUUAAUUUUUUUUAGAUAGACUCUUCAGUGAGAUCACAUAGUAGAUUCCUGGUGCCUCUGAGCACUUUUAAGAGUUGAGAUUCUCUGGAAAGAAUAGAGUUUUGUAUGUUGUAAGUUAUGACAAGGUAUUAAUCCAGUGCCUACCAUUCAGAAGUAUUCUCUUGCAUUCUCAAAAGUAUUUCAUGAAUGAAGGAUCUUGAAAGCUGCUGUAGAGAAUCUAGUUGUGUGGUGCCUGUUGCUUAGGGCAGUAACAAGACCCUCCCAUUUUAUGGUGUAUUGUCAAUUUAAAUUGAGGACAGUUCUUUCUCUCCGAUUCAAAGGGUGGCUCUCACUCUUGAGUGGUUCCAGCAGAAGAGUUUGGCAAUUUCCUUACUCGUUAUUUUAAUCAGACCAAUAAUUCCUCCUUCAUGCAACACAUGUAGCAACAAAAUAAUCCUUGUCAGCUGUGACCAUAACUAAUCGCACUGUCAGAGCAGAGGUCUUCACUACUGACUCUACAUUUUGGUCUUCAGUUUGUAGCAAGCAGUCUUGUGGGCGACCCUGAAGGCUGGGAAUGUUUUCACGUAGGAAUUCUGACUAAGCUAAGGUUGGGGCAGAGAAGAAUCUGGGUUGGUAGAGACAUUGCUAAACUCGGCAUUGUGUAACUUAAUCUGACUUGGUUACUAACUUCUUUUGUAAUUUUCCCGGGGAAUUCAUCAUGGUCAAGAUGUGCGUUUGGUUAGCAGCUUAAGGAAAAAAAAUCCCUAACUGAUGUACUGGAAAGCUGACUGUUUCUGGACUACUCUACCAUAUAUCAUCUCAUACAUGUUUAACCAAAGUCAUCUUAACACUGAAAGCUGCAUUGAUGAAGGCAAAAGUUUUGUUCACAGUAGUGGUUAGAGUAGAUGAAUAAAAUUCAUUUACUAAACCUGUGACUACUACAGCCUGAACCUAAAGCCUGUAAAUUGCUUGAAUGCAUAUCUGUCAGACUCUUCCAGUAUGCAAGAUAGUACACUUCCACAUUCAGAGAAAUUGCUUCUCAGACACAUCCUCAAGAAAUGAGUGGUAAAUGGCUUGGUGGGAUAGCAGCUGGAAAAGUUCAGAUUUGAGAUGUGAGUCUUUGGUCUUGGUUUAUGUCACACAUUUUGCAGCCCAGCUGAAUUUCACUGUCAGAAUAAAGAUCUACAGACUGGCAAGCAUCCGCACUUCAGCAAGCCCUAGUUAGUUUCUGAUGAAUUGAGCAGGUGGGAUAGCGUAGUGUCGCUAUCCAUUUACAGCUGCUGCUUCACACUCUCCCUUGCUUUGAUGCCAUUAAAAAAAUGUGUGCAGUUAUUUCUGUUGCACAUCAUGGUACUGGAAUGAAAGUGGCUUUUUGGCAAACAGCAAAAUUAGCAAUUAGAUUGCAUGUUUAGUGAGCACUUUUUUUAUGGUAGUGGGUUAAAAGUGAAGGGAGCUUAUAAAUGCUUCAGGGUGAGGGGGAAGUUAAGAAUAUAAAUUCUGUUAACACAAGCACUUUUACCCUGAAUGUGCAUGCUCAGUCGCACAGCAAGGGACGAGUAACAAGUUCUCCCUAAAAGAUAUGUUUCCCUUUGGGAGAAAAUGGGGGUGGGAGGCCAGUGGCAGCUGAAGCUGCUUCUGUUGAAGAAUGCGGCACACUGCAAACAGCCAUAUGCUGAGGCACAGAACGUAAGUUUGUGUUUAGAUAUUGUACAUCUGUUUCAUAGUUAGUGCGCUUAACCUUUCUCCGUUAAGAAUAUUUGUAGGAAUAAGACCUAGUAUUAGCCUUUAUAAGUACUGGUGAUAUCUGUAAAAUUUGUAAACUUCGCUAAUCUUUAAGCACAGAAGUGAUACUGGUGGAAAAAUAUUGUUUAUUUCUCAGAGCUGUGAUGUGAAACCCUCUAGACUUUGUCCUCGUACUUGAUGGGGCAAGUUUGAUUUUGUUUACCUUUUUGGUACUCGAGAAUCGUGUGCGACUAAGUUAGCGGAAGCUGAAGUGAAUAUACGUACUGUGUGUUAACUCAGGCUGUGAGCUUGGGAUUGGGGCAUUUCAACACUUAAACUUUUGAUUGUUCGUACUGAAAUGUGAAAGUCUCUCUGAGCAGACGUCUAGAAUGUUUUGUUUUCCUAUUUGCAAAUGAAAAUAUUCAGAUAUUUUUAUAAUUGUUAGCAGUGCUACGGAGCAAUGAACAUGUGUGUUUAAAAACAGCUUUGGAAAGAAUGUGUUUGUUUUAUGAAAAGAUUAAAAGAUAUCUAUUUAAAUCA